Coniosporium apollinis CBS 100218 is the source of this 1875-nucleotide messenger RNA. RefSeq names its product ubiquitin-like 1-activating enzyme E1 B. The record is from RefSeq and is a predicted model, not a curated record. Gene Ontology annotation, cellular component: cytoplasm; SUMO activating enzyme complex. Gene Ontology annotation, biological process: protein sumoylation. Bases 1 to 1875 code for a protein of 624 amino acids. The transcript is spliced from 5 exons. Gene Ontology annotation, molecular function: SUMO activating enzyme activity. NCBI's taxonomy places the organism in Eukaryota, Fungi, Ascomycota, Dothideomycetes.
AUGGGCCGCGACAAGUACCCGCGCCAGUCACUCGGCACCCUCCACAGCCGCAUAAAACAGUCGCGCAUAUUGAUGGUCGGUGCUGGAGGCAUCGGCUGCGAACUCCUCAAGAACCUCGUCCUCACUGGCUUCGGUGAGAUCCAUGUUGUCGAUCUUGACACCAUCGAUCUUAGCAACCUCAACCGGCAGUUCCUCUUCAGGCACGAACACAUUAAGAAGUCAAAAGCACUGGUCGCGAAAGAAUCCGCCGGCAAAUUCAACCCGAAUGUCAAGAUCGAGGCGCAUCACGCCAAUAUCAAAGAUCCUCAGUUCAAUGUCGACUGGUUCAAGACGUUCGCAAUCGUCUUCAAUGCGCUGGACAAUCUGGAUGCGCGGCGACAUGUGAACAGGAUGUGCUUGGCGGCAGACGUGCCGUUGAUCGAGAGCGGGACAACGGGAUUCAAUGGGCAGGUGCAAGUGAUCAAGAAGGGGAAAACCGAGUGCUACGACUGCGCCGGUCCACGAGAGACGCCUAAAUCCUUCCCCGUCUGCACCAUCCGAAGUACGCCGAGUCAGCCGAUACACUGCAUCGUCUGGGCGAAGUCGUAUCUAUUCACAGAGAUUUUUGGAACAAGCGAGGAUGAGGCGCCUGAGCUGGAUCACUCCGAGAGCGCUGAAAACGCAAAGGAGAUCGAGAACCUACAGAAGGAAGCGCAGGCCUUGAAGAAGAUCCGAGAGUCGAUGGGGUCGGAGGACUUUCCGCGAACUGUAUUCGAGAAAGUCUUCAAGGAUGAUAUCGAGCGCUUGCGGAGCAUGGAGGACAUGUGGAAGAAUCGUAGACCGCCCGAACCGCUGGAUUACGAUGCGAUCUCACAAGAGGCGCUGGGUGUGGGCCUCUCAAUUGCGCGGCAAGAUCAGGUGGUGUGGACGGUAGCGGAGAAUUUCGCGGUCUUUCUGAACAGCCUACGGCGGCUGAGUGACAGGCUGGAAGAGCUGAGGGCGAACGCGGAUACGGGCAACGCGCCGCCUAUCCUGACCUUCGACAAAGACGACGAGGAUAUUCUGGACUUCGUUGCGGCGAGUGCGAACCUGAGGUCACACAUUUUCGGCAUCGAGGCGCGGUCAAAGUUUGACAUCAAGCAGAUGGCCGGCAACAUUAUCCCGGCGAUCGCUACCACAAACGCAAUGACCGCCGGGUUGUGCGUCCUUCAGGCAUUCAAGGUCAUGCGGGAUGACCUCAAAAAGGCCCGCAUGGUCUUCCUUGUGAGGUCGACCGACCGAGUGAUUGGCUCCGAAGUCCUACGACCUCCGCGGCCUGACUGUCCUGUCUGCAGCGUCGUUUCUUCACGACUCGAGGUCGACGCAUCGCGCGCCACGCUCGGCCAGCUAGUCGACGACUUCCUCCGCAUGCAACUCGGCUACGGAGAAGAGUUUAGUGUCAGCAGCGAGGCUGGUAUUCUGUAUGAUCCUGAGCUUGACGACAACCUCUCCAAGUCUUUCAGUGAUCUCGGUCUAAAGAAUGGGAGCUUCAUCACUAUCGUCGACGAAGAGGACGAGAGCCCAAGAGUGGAUCUCGUCCUCUCGAUAUCUGAGCAGUCUCUGCCAGACGACAUGAAGCCCAUCCAUCUAGCCGAAAAGCUCGAGAUCCCACGGAAGCCCAAGACUGCUGCUCCACAUAUGACCAACGGCAGUCAUGAGGUUGCUGUCGCUAACGGAGUCAGUGGUACCCUUGGCGACGGCGUCACCGGCAAGCGAAAACGCGAUGCCACCGAUGUCGGCUUCGAGGACGAUCAGAUCCGCAAGCGGGGCAAGGUUGCGGAGGAGCCAUCCAACGACGAUGAUGUCGUAGUCUUGGAGGAUUCGACGAACGGAGCCAUAUUCAUCGAUGACGACUAA